AUGGAUAAAGCAGCUUCUGUUAGAGUGUCGUGCGAAGAAGAUUUGGUUUUGUCGUCCGUUGUUACGCACGAUGAUGAAACAAAGCUUGAAAAAAGAAUGCUUCGGAAAAUGGACAUGGUCAUUCUUCCCGUUGUUGCCUGGGUUUACCUGAUCGCAUACCUUGAUCGAUCCAAUAUCGGAAAUGCACAAUCUGCGGGUCUAUCAGAGAGCUUGGGUCUUUCUUCUUCGCAGUACAGUGCAGCUGUGAGUCUCUUUUAUGUGACUUACAUUCUGGUUGAAACUCCGUGUACAAUUGUCUUCAAGAAAACACGACCAUCACUAGUGCUUGCUAUUCUGGCUGCGGCUUGGUCACUAGUUGGGCUGUUUGCGGGAUUCGUCAAUAAUUUUGCGGGAUUGGUUGUUAUUCGUCUCUUACUCGGAGCUAUUGAAGGUGGACUUUUUCCAUGUUUGGCUCUCUAUCUUGCAACAGUUUAUAAACGAGAGGAAUUGGCGUACCGUAUGUCAUAUCUUUUUGCAGCAGCUGCACUAGCUGGGGCAAUUGGUGGUCUUCUUGCUUACGGGCUCCUGAAGAUGGACGGUAUACAUGGAAAGGAAGGCUGGCGUUGGUUAUUUAUUAUCGAGGGAUGUAUCUCUUUCACAGGUGCGAUUUUCGUGAUUGGUGGCUUGCCUAACCGCAUGGACACAGCUUGGUUUCUGAACAAGCAGGAGAGGCUAUACUUCAUUAGACGGAAGGAAGAAUCGGAGAAAAUCUUCAAGGAGGAUGAAGAAUCAUUUGAGGAUGUGAAGUUAGCAUUCAAGGACCCAAAGGUGUAUCUUUCGGCUGUUAGCCAGUUCUGCGCUGAAGUUGUUUUUUAUGGAUUUUCCACGUUCCUUCCUCAAAUCAUCAAGGCAAUGGGGCACUCCACUUUAAGCACCCAGGCUCUCACGGUUCCUGUUUACGUCGUGGGAGCAAUAAGUUUCAUUCUGAUUGCAGCUGCAUCUGACUAUACCAAGAGAAGACUACCAUUUCUUGUUGGAGCUGCUAUAUUUCCAAUAGUGGGAUAUAUUAUUCUUCUGUCUGCCGAUGGUAAUGACGCCAAAAUGGGCGGAGUCUACGUUCUCACAAUCGGUGCGUUUGCUGGUCCAGGCUUAAAUUUGAGCUGGAUCAACAAUAACACUGCUGGUCACUUGAAACGGGCGUCAUCAGUUGGGAUUCAACUUUCUAUUGCAAACGUUGCGGGAGUCGUUAUUGGUCAAAUUUAUAGAUCGAAUGACUUCCCGAUGUUUAUUCUUGGACAUGGUUUUUCCUUAGGUUGCAUUUCAUUUGCGAUAAUCAGCUAUAUCUGCCAAGCCUGGUAUUUGAACAGUCAAAACAAGAAAAAACAAAAAAGACGAGAGUCCGGAGAAGUUGAUUCAUCAAAAAGAGGUGACAAUUCCGACGACUUUAUAUAUAUGAUAUAG
Ogataea philodendri is the source of this 1440-nucleotide messenger RNA. RefSeq lists its product as uncharacterized. Lineage: Eukaryota; Fungi; Ascomycota; Pichiomycetes; Pichiales; Pichiaceae. Gene Ontology annotation, biological process: transmembrane transport. The coding region runs from base 1 to 1440 and encodes 479 amino acids. Gene Ontology annotation, cellular component: membrane. The transcript has a single exon. Gene Ontology annotation, molecular function: transmembrane transporter activity. The record is from RefSeq and is a predicted model, not a curated record.